GUGGUUUUGUAACGUUUUUUUUGUUGAACCGACGUUACGUGUAUCUAGUUCAUAUUUUUUAAAUUACAAAUGUGUUCAGUGUGUGUGUGUUCGUUUUGAAAGGAUAUUUCCAGUUUAGCGUAUUAGCACAUGCUAACAACUACCGCAAUCAUGGACAAUAACAAGAACUCCACCUUGUGUGACACAUCACACAAUGGAAGUGAAGAAAUCAGCGAUACCAAUAGUUCCGUCGACGAAUGCAACACAAUGAUUUUUAAUAUCACAGGAAACCAUGAAACACUCGAUACAUGCACAUUUACAGAGAUCUCCCCUCGGCCAGUAGUGAACUCAACAAGACCGUCUGUACUAGAAGCAUUUGAUCCCUUUUAUUUUACUUCUAGUCAAUCACUUCCGCUCGACAGUUCGGAAAAUGAUUCGUUUAAGGAAAACUGCGAACACUUAAAUGGUGAGACUGAAUGGAACAAAACUGAAAACUUAGUAUCUGAGAUUAUUAAUAAUGUUAAUCCCGAGGACGAGCCUGAAAUAUUAGUAAACAUUCCAUUAAGUGAUAGUGCGUUGUGUACAAUAGAACCUAUUUCUUCAGAUAACGAUAAACCUGAACCUAAGAUAAUGACCGAUCUCGAUGCGAAAGUACAUCAAUUAGAGGAGGAGCAAGCACAAUUGAAACUUCAAUUAAAUGCGUCUGAGCAGUUAAGGGCCAGUUUAGAGUUGCAGCUAACCCAAAAAGAAGAAAUAGUCAUUAAAACGCAAACGGAAUUGUUACGUAAAGAUCAAGCGACAAAGCAAGAAUUAAAACAGCUGAAAGACAAACUAGAAGAGAAAACCGCAGAAAAUGAGGGCACACCGACGAAGGAAUUACAAGAAACAGUCAAAUCAUUAAAAGCGAGGGAAGCUAAACUCAUGAGUGAAUUAAAUGCACGAAAAAAUGAUGAACACAAUUACAGGAAAAUACUCGAAGACUACGAAAAGGCGUUGACAAAGAAGUCGGACAAUUUACAAAAGGUUAAUGAAGAACACGAAACUGUUACGAAGCACCUUGCAAACUUGGAAUUGGCAUUUUCCGACGUCCAUCAAAAAUACGAACGUUGUAAACAAAUUAUUCUCGGAUAUAAAUCUAACGAGGAUACGUUGCGCCAGGCGUUAGCCCUUUCAGAAGAGAAUCUUCUUAAAAGUGAACAGAAGUACGAGUCCCUAAAGGCGCACGCGAAAGCGCAAAUAGAGAAAUCAAAUCAGGAGGUACUCAUGAUGCGCGACAACUACGAUGGCGAAGUGAAUAAGUUGAAUGCGGUAGUGAAACGUUUAGAUAUAAAAAAUGCGUCACUAAUUGAUUUGCUGGAUCAAAAAAAUAAAGAGUGUGCCGCAUUGGCAGCUUUAUGUGAUGAAGUGACAGGAAAGAUGUAAACGUAUCGACAUUUGUACACGGCUACCAAAUGUUAUUAAUGUAACAUCUUUUCUUUAAAGUUACGUUUAUAAUAUUUGGUAGCUGUGUACAAAUGUUAAUACGUUUAAAUCUUUCCCGUUAUUAAUGUAAAAAUGUAAUAUUUUUUACAAAUCGUCUUUCCAUUACUUCUAUUUAUUACUACUAGAUUUGUAGGAAAUAUUACUUUUUAGAUUAAUAUUGUAUUGUUAUUUUUGUAGUAGUUUACGCUUUUUUAACGUUUUUUUUUUGUAUGUAUUUCCCGGUUUAUUUCAUAUUUUACAAUAUAUUUUAAAUUAAUCGA
Molecule: messenger RNA, 1721 nt
Organism: Photinus pyralis (common eastern firefly)
Lineage: Eukaryota; Metazoa; Arthropoda; Insecta; Coleoptera; Lampyridae
Product: transforming acidic coiled-coil-containing protein 3-like
Exons: 9
Coding region: 130-1401 (423 amino acids)
Biological process (GO): mitotic spindle organization; cell population proliferation
Cellular component (GO): cytoplasm
Source: RefSeq, a predicted model, not a curated record